UGUAGAUGGCGCUGCAUUAAACACAGCACUGACAUUUUGCAGCGGUGGUGUGUGCGCCAUGCUGAUCUUGAAAGAAGAGUGAAGAUCAUGUAAGUAAUAAAGUGUUUUAUGAGUAUUGCACAGAUUCAGUUCCAAAUCCAUUUCUGGCUGCAAGAUGUUUUUGACACUGGCGCUUUUUCGGAAAGGGAUCCCAGGAAAGCAGUGGAUCGGGAAACACCGCAGACCACGCGUGGUCACCUGGCAGAUGAAGCGGAAUACAAUAAAGCGCCUGGAGCAGGAAGCAGAGAAUGAAUACUGGAUCAGCCGGCCAUUCAUGACGCUGGAACAAGAGAGGGGUCACGCGGCACAAAGGCGAGAGUGGAUGUGGAAUCAAAUCAAAGAUGCCCGACAAGCCAAGUUCCCCGAACACAAAUACAUUGCAGACCAACUAAACCACCUGAAAAUCACAAAGGCCUGGUCCAGCUAACCAGGGCAUCAAAGACUGGUGGGGCAGAUUUGAAGGGGAGCGGAACAGCUCCUUUUCAAGUGUUUUCAUGGGACUUGAUGUGUUUGAUUUGUGUAUCUGUAUGUUAUAUGGGAUUUGUUUAUAAAUGACCUCUGACUAACA
Messenger RNA from Paramisgurnus dabryanus, 607 nucleotides. It is a transcript of the gene mrpl57, whose product is annotated as mitochondrial ribosomal protein L57. NCBI's taxonomy places the organism in Eukaryota, Metazoa, Chordata, Actinopteri, Cypriniformes, Cobitidae. Gene Ontology annotation, molecular function: structural constituent of ribosome. Gene Ontology annotation, biological process: mitochondrial translation. The record is from RefSeq and is a predicted model, not a curated record. Gene Ontology annotation, cellular component: mitochondrial ribosome.